UUUUGAUACCAUAAGGUUUUUAAACAAUUAUUUUUAUUGAUUAAUUAAUUAUGAAAAGACUUCAUAUUUUAAUUCAUUUCCGCAAAUUUUUUGUAAGUUAUAAAAUUAAAUUAUAUCAUAUAAAUUUACGCUUUAAUUCACUUUAAAAAAUGUGUACAUAAUACGUGCAAAAUAGAUGUGUACUUUGUACUAUCUAUUCUUACGCUAUAUUUAAAGUCACUAAUUACUUAUUGUAAGGUAUGUAUUGUGAUUGAAUGUUGUUAUAAAAUGUAGUUUUUAAUUUAAUUCAACAAUCGCGAUGAAUACUAGCCAAUUUGGCACAUUUAGUAUAUUAUAAUUAGACUCGAACAAACAACUUUUGCCAAUUUGUUAAAAACACUGAAAUUCUUAACCUUUGGCAGUCGAAAGCCGGCAUGUUUCUAGCAAAGCAUUCUUAUCAUUGCGUUGCAAGGAAAAACAAUUCAAUACUGCAUGUUUAGUCUAUAUAUGAAGUGAAGUGACUUAUUGGCGAUAAGAUUAUAUUACUUUAUAUUUCUUUUGAUUGUUCGUCACAAAUCUAUUCUGUCAGUAUUUAGAUAGCAAGCUCUCCGACUGCUAAAAAUUAACACAGUGACUGCUACAAAUCAUUUUUCAAUUAAUUCAAAUUGAUGAAUUGUUCCAUUGAUAUAUUUAUAUGAUAUAAAUAUGAUAUACUGUUUUUAUUUAUAUGAUAUAAAUAUAAUAUACUGUUUUUAUUAUUGAAUAUUGAAGAACUUUAGAUAAAUAAAUAAAUUAUCAAGUUUAAAUAUUGGCAAUCCUGUUGAUGAGUCAACAAAUCUUUCUACUUAAGAAAUUAGUUUAAAUCUCAAAUAUAUUUUUAUAUUAUUCAUGUAAGUAUGUAUAAAUGUUUGUGUUAUAUAUACAUUUAAGAUAAAAAAAAUAUUUUAAACAGAAAAUAUCUGUCAGUUUUGUACUAGCUUUGAUUUUAUAGUUUUUUGUUAUACAUACCUGGAGAUAUUUAAAAAAAUGGAAUAUGCAAAUAUUUAUUAAUUUUUUUGAAACUUUAUUUUCACUUUAAAAAGUUUUAAGGUCAUUAUGUUGUAAAUAAUUAAUCAAGUAAUUUGUAUUAAAUUGUAUUAUUAUGUGACAAUAUGAAUUCAACACUUUCACCUUACACUUCCUACAAUCAUGUUUUUACUUAUAUUUAUUCAAAUCGUUAAUGGAGAAGACGAAUUCAGUUAUGUAGUCAAUAUUUAUCUUAUUAGUUAUGAUUACUUAUUUUUGUAUAUAUUAUUGAUAAUAAUAAUUUUGUAUGAUAUUUUAGAUAUACACAUACAUUAAAGCAACAAACAAACAUGAGUUUGCAGUGGACUUUAAUUGCUGGAUUUUUAUAUCUUGAAAUUGUAGUAGUCUUAUUAUUAAUACUACCAAUUAUUUCACCCAAAUCAUGGCAAAAACUUUUUAAAUCUAGAUUUUUAAAAAGUUUAAGUAAUCAAGCAUCGAUUUAUUUUUUAAUUUUACUUGGAAUAUUAGUCUUAUUUUUAUUGGAUGCUAUUAGAGAAAUGCGAAAAUAUUCCAGUUCUCUUGAUGAGCAUAAAGAUCAUCAUUUAGAUACUGAAAUGCAAGGUAAUAUGAGAUUAUUCAGAGCAGAACGGAACUUUUAUCUAUCUGGUUUCUCAUUGUUCUUAAGUCUUGUUAUACAUCGCCUUGUGAUUUUAAUUUCUACUCAUGCCACUCUGUUAGCACAAAAUGAAGCAGCUAUACGGCAAGCUGAAUCUGCUACUACAACAGCAAAACACUUAUUGUCACAACAACCAAUUGGAAAAACUGACUCAAAUGCAGCUCACGAUGAAGAAAUAUCAGAGUGGAAAAAUCAAAUUAAAGAAUUGCAAACCAAAAAUCAGAAAUUAGAAAAUCAACUUACAAAAGAAAAGAAAGAUAAGGAAGCUAUAAAAUCACAAGCAGAAUCUCUUACAAAGGAGUAUGAUCGCUUAAAUAAUGAACAUAGUAAAUGUCUUCAAUCAAGUGGUGAUAAGAAAAGUGAU
Heterotrigona itama is the source of this 2024-nucleotide messenger RNA. The record is from the annotation of a GenBank genome assembly. NCBI's taxonomy places the organism in Eukaryota, Metazoa, Arthropoda, Insecta, Hymenoptera, Apidae.